This is a messenger RNA of Ipomoea triloba (trilobed morning glory), 1334 nucleotides long. RefSeq lists its product as uncharacterized. The record is from RefSeq and is a predicted model, not a curated record. The transcript has 10 exons. Lineage: Eukaryota; Viridiplantae; Streptophyta; Magnoliopsida; Solanales; Convolvulaceae. The coding region runs from base 137 to 982 and encodes 281 amino acids.
GGAAAAUUAGAGUAAGUUGAGAAAUAAGAAAGGGCAAGCAUGUAUGGAAACGAAGAGUAGAAAAUAGAGGAAGGAGGAAAGCGGAGAAAGACAAAAGAAAUUGGGUGAAUCUUGAAGAAGAGAGAGGAGGGCAAAGAUGCGAAACAGUGGGAGAGAAGAAGUGAAAUUUUUAGCGCAUAGAUUUUGUCUUCUUCUUCUGCUUCUCCUCUUCGCGUGCCGUUCUUCACCAGUUCUUGCUCAAUUGGAUCAGGAGGUAGAGGAAUUCUCAUCAAGAAUUCUUGACCAAGAGCAGUCAGGUGUUCACGAAGUUCAUUGCUCCAGAGAGAGAAGUCGAGUUGCAUGGAAAGUUAUACAGGAGUAUUUGACGCCAUUCCUGGAACAAGAAAAGUAUGAGCUUUCAACGAAAUGUAGACUUCAUCCUAGUAAUGACAUUUUCAGAGAUCAGGAGGAGCACAAGAUUCAUGUGGAUAUAAAUGAAUGGCGCUGUGGAUUCUGCAAAAAAAGUUUCCGAGCUGAAAAAUUUCUCGAUCAGCAUUUUGACAGCAGACAUUCUAAUCUUCUAAAUGUUAGUCAUAGCAAGUGCUUGGCCGAUUUGUGUGGAGCACUGCAUUGUGACGUUUUGGAUGAGUCAAAAUCUCGGAAGACCAAAUGCAAUCCUGCGGCUGCUGCAAGGAAUCGUCAUUUAUGUGAGAGUCUUGCAAACAGCUGUUUUCCCGUUAACCAGGGUCCAAAAGCAAGUCGUCUUCAUGAGUUGUUUUUGCACCAAUUCUGUGAUGCCCAUUCUUGCUCAGGUGGGAAAAAACUUUUUCCUAAAGGAGGCAGGAAACAUACAAAUAGGUUCUACUUGGCAGCUUCAGUAUUAACAUUGAUGCUGCUCCCGAUAUUCUACCUAAUUGUUUAUCUCUAUCAAAGAGAAAUGAGAGGGGGAACACAGGAUCUUAAGCGCAUCACAAAAGUUGGAAAAAAAGCAAAGCCUACAUAGUGGCCAAUCUUUUGGUUGUUGCAACCUGAACAGUCAGUGGAUUAUAUUAACACAGCUCGGAUUUCUUUGACCAUGGUUCAACAUUGAAGGUUCAUCUCGGGCAUCUUGGGAUUAAAUGAUCUUAUGGAGAAGUGGGGCUCAAAUUACCAUGGAUUUUGUUGUAACAUUUCUAUAAACAUCCAAGUAACAAUUUUGCUUGAGAUAUUACAAAUGAGCUUAUGGUGAUCUCUCCAUAGGCUAAUUCUUUUGUGCCUGUGCAUGUUGCACUAGUGAGGACUCACAUGUAUUGUAAUAUUCACAAUUUAUACAUAUACCAUCAUGUCAAAAAUAAGAGUAUGGGCUAGUUUCCUUA